Molecule: messenger RNA, 744 nt
Organism: Hyaloscypha bicolor E
Lineage: Eukaryota; Fungi; Ascomycota; Leotiomycetes; Helotiales; Hyaloscyphaceae
Exons: 2
Coding region: 1-744 (247 amino acids)
Biological process (GO): transmembrane transport; metal ion transport
Cellular component (GO): membrane
Molecular function (GO): metal ion transmembrane transporter activity
Source: RefSeq, a predicted model, not a curated record
AUGAUUGUUCGAAUUCUGCUUCGGCUAGUCAGCACUCGCUGGACAAGCGUAAUUCGCGACCAGGAAGGCUACAUGCUCCCCGGUCUUAAGCCCCAAUAUACGCUAUCCGGCGGGACCGACGAAAGACUUCUCGAAAAGGAGUCAUUUGGCGAGUAUCUGAAGCAGACACUCGGGAUGCUUAGAAUGGGGCUGCAGAUUUUCCGGUCACUGAGUACUAAAAGCAAAGCCUUUUCUCUGGCUCAAGACGAGCUUUUGGCCGACUAUGAGUACCUGGCAAACAAGGUUUCACUGCAAAUUAAACAGAACACAAUGAGUAUACCGGUGAUCACAGCAAUGAUUGGAAUAGAGGAGAGUAGAAAAGCAAUUCAGCAAGCCCAGGACGUGAAAGCGUUAACCACUCUAGCAACUGUCUAUAUUCCACUCUCAUUUGUUGCCGGUAUAUUUGGCAUGAACGUUACACAAUUGAACCCUAAUCCCCUUGUCAACAUCCCACUCUGGCUUUAUUUCGCGACGGCACUUCCUAUCACUGCAGUAUCAAUGCUCCUUGUCUGGCACUGGGGCUGGCUGAAAGAUGGUACUGUAUUCAUCGGGCGUAAAUUGUAUCUUCUUGUUAGAAUACUGUCACGGAAGGAUAAGACAAGCUCAACGGCUGAUGCUUUGAUACAUGCUGGGACUGUUGGUAUGGCGGCUGGAGCUUCGGAUGCAUUCAUACCUCAGGAAGUUACCGGCCGAGAAGAAGUGUAG